UUGGAGGAGCUUUAGGCGCGCUGCCUGAUGGGAUAGUGGCAGUUGUCUCCAGGCGGGCGGCAAUGAUUGAUUGGCGCGAGGCCUGAGGGAACGGGUUAUUCAGAGGGAGAGAGUUGGACAUAUACAAGAUUACUUCGGUCGUGAGCUGUGAAUUUAAAUAUCAGUAUGUCAACAGAAAAGGCAAAGUUUCCAGAUGUUGCUGGUUAUGUGGGAUUUGCAAAUCUGCCCAACCAGGUCCAUAGGAAGUCCGUGAAGAAAGGAUUUGAAUUCACGUUGAUGGUAGUUGGUGAGUCUGGCCUUGGAAAGUCUACAUUGAUCAACAGCCUGUUCCUGACGGACCUCUAUCCUGAACGCUAUGUACCUGGGGCUGCAGAAAAGAUUGAAAGAACUGUCCAAAUUGAAGCCUCAACAGUUGAAAUUGAGGAGCGGGGAGUCAAGCUACGCUUAACGGUUGUGGAUACCCCAGGAUAUGGUGAUGCUAUUAAUAGUCAGGAUUGCUUCAAACCAAUCAUUCAGUAUAUUGACAAUCAGUUUGAACGAUAUCUUCAUGAUGAGAGUGGCUUGAACAGACGGCAUAUCAUAGACAACAGAGUGCAUUGCUGUUUCUACUUCAUCUCUCCUUUUGGCCAUGGGUUGAAACCUCUAGAUGUGGAAUUUAUGAAGGCCAUUCACAGCAAAGUAAAUAUUGUACCUGUGAUUGCUAAGGCAGACACACUGACAUUGAAGGAACGGGAACGACUGAAGCGAAGAAUUCUCGAGGAGAUCACUGAGCAUGGUAUCAGAGUCUACCAACUACCAGAUGCUGACUCUGAUGAGGAUGAGGAGUUCAAGGAACAAACCAUGAUUCUGAAGGCCAGUGUUCCCUUCGCUGUAAUUGGCUCCAACCAACUGAUUGAGGUGAAAGGCAAAAAAAUUAGAGGUCGCCUCUACCCAUGGGGAGUGGUUGAAGUGGAGAACCCAGAACAUAAUGACUUUCUCAAACUACGCACAAUGCUGGUAACACACAUGCAGGAUCUGCAGGAAGUCACUCAAGAUCUACACUACGAAAAUUUCCGUUCAGAGCGGCUGAAGCGUGUUGGCAGGAAUGUGGAAGAUGAAACAGUUGACAAAGACAAGAUGCUGCUGCAGAAGGAAGCUGAGUUGCGUCGAAUGCAAGAGAUGAUUGUUCAGAUGCAAGCACAGAUGAGAAUGAAGCCUGCAGAUAAUGGAGAUGGACAUUGAGUAGUGAACCAUUUCUGCUUUUAUUUACCGGAAUGGAACGAGCUGGGUCCCGUGGUUGCAAACACCCUUGAUCCCUCGGAUGCAAUACUUGACUGUGAGUUUAAGGCGAAACUGAAGAGGAAACGGUCUCUACACACCUUGCAUGGAAUUUUGGUAUCACUUUACUGUAAUCACAGAUAUAUUUUCUAUCUUACCUGUUUAUACUGAUAUUACUUGAUUACAACGGGAAUCUUUAUACGGUUUUUAUAUAGUUUGUAAACCUUCGUGUAUUAUUGCUGCACACUCUCAAGCUUUCACAGCAUCUCAUCUUUUCCUCCAAGUGGCAGAUUUUGGUGCCUGUCACAGCACUUGUUAUCGUCAAAGACAUGAUCAUUAAUGAGGUGAAGAGUCAACCAACGGAAUCCCCAAAACAAUCUCUUGCCAUUUCAUUGAUAACAAAGUUGGUACACCAAACCCUUCUUUAUUUUGCCAUCUAUACAAAAAUAUGCUGCUGACAGGUCCAAAAUGCUAAGUGAAUCAAACAUUAUGAUUGUUAUUCAAUCCUGUGAAUCAGCUCAACACUUUGUGUCACAUGGCAUUAGUGUUGACAAGUUCCCUGAUAAGUGAGCUCGGUUUAUGGUGAUAAUUACCUUCCCUGUCAUAUUUUAAAUCUUGAUGAAGGGCCAAAGUAAACUAAUAGUUACCUGUUUACUUGCAAGUCUGUGGCGGAUGCCGCCAAAAUGCUGACUUGUUAAUCUGCAGCAGACUCCGUUAAUUCUUGAGGGUUUUCAACAAAAGCAAGUUGGGUUUCAUGCCAGCAAGUGUACACAGUACAAAAUUCUUUUGGUUGAAACUUAAAACUCUGAGACUAGCCCUUGUAAAUCAGGGUUUUGAAAAAAUGAUUCUCAGACAUGACGGAGAUUCUCCAAAACACUGAGCAAAGUAACAUCUUGCAGGAUAACUGUGAUGGCUGAUAAGAAGGAUUUCAUGUGUUUAUCAUGUAUGUAUUAUUAGUUGUUUAUUUCUGCAUUUUGGUGUUUUUACAUUGUCUGUCCUGAAGUUGUGAAAGGCACUAUAUAAAUACAAGUACUUCAUCAUUCAAUUAAAGGCAAUUUUGCACAUUAA
Molecule: messenger RNA, 2325 nt
Organism: Leucoraja erinaceus (little skate)
Lineage: Eukaryota; Metazoa; Chordata; Chondrichthyes; Rajiformes; Rajidae
Exons: 13
Coding region: 166-1221 (351 amino acids)
Biological process (GO): cytoskeleton-dependent cytokinesis; cell division; regulation of exocytosis
Cellular component (GO): septin ring; synaptic vesicle; microtubule cytoskeleton
Molecular function (GO): GTPase activity; GTP binding; molecular adaptor activity
Source: RefSeq, a predicted model, not a curated record